CUGCGGCUCCCCUAGCGAAGAUGCCUCGCCCGGGCAGAAACACCUACAGUGACCAGAAGCCUCCCUACUCCUACAUCUCCCUGACCGCUAUGGCGAUCCAGAGCUCCCCGGAAAAGAUGCUGCCCCUGAGCGAGAUCUACAAGUUCAUCAUGGACCGCUUCCCCUACUACCGAGAGAACACACAGCGCUGGCAGAACUCCCUGCGCCACAACCUCUCCUUCAACGACUGCUUCAUCAAGAUACCGCGGCGCCCCGACCAGCCAGGCAAGGGCAGCUUCUGGGCGCUGCACCCCAGCUGCGGGGACAUGUUCGAGAACGGCAGCUUCCUGCGCCGCCGCAAGCGCUUCAAGGUGCUCAAGUCGGAGCACCUGGCGCCCAGCAAGCCGGCCGACGCGGCGCAGUACCUGCAGCAGCAGGCCAAGCUGCGCCUCAGCGCGCUGGCCGCCACCGGCACCCAUCUGCCCCAGAUGUCCACCUACAACCUCGGCGUGUCCCAGCCCUCCAGCUUUAAGCACCCCUUCGCCAUCGAGAACAUCAUCGCCAGAGAGUACAAGAUGCCCGGCGGACUCGCCUUUUCCACCAUGCAGCCCAUGCCGGCCGCCUACCCCCUCCCCAACCAGUUGACUACGGUGGGCAGCUCCAUUGGCACGGGCUGGCCGCACAUGUACAGCUCCGGCAUGAUCGACACCGCCACCCCCAUCUCCAUGGCCAGCAGCGAGUACAGCGCGUACGGCGUGCCCAUCAAGCCGCUCUGCCACGGGGGGCAGACUCUGCCGGCCAUUCCGGUGCCCAUCAAGCCAACCCCCGCGGCGGUGCCGGCGCUGCCCGCGCUGCCCGCGCCCAUCCCCACCAUCCUCUCGAACUCGCCGCCCUCCUUGAGCCCCACGUCCUCGCAGACCGCCACCAGCCAGAGCAGCCCGGCCACCCCCAGCGAGACUCUCACGAGCCCGGCGCCCGCCCUGCACUCGGUGGCGGUGCACUGA
Molecule: messenger RNA, 983 nt
Organism: Nothoprocta perdicaria
Lineage: Eukaryota; Metazoa; Chordata; Aves; Tinamiformes; Tinamidae
Gene: FOXB1
Product: forkhead box B1
Exons: 1
Coding region: 21-983 (320 amino acids)
Biological process (GO): regulation of transcription by RNA polymerase II; cell differentiation; anatomical structure morphogenesis
Molecular function (GO): DNA-binding transcription factor activity, RNA polymerase II-specific; RNA polymerase II cis-regulatory region sequence-specific DNA binding
Source: RefSeq, a predicted model, not a curated record